GCUCCGCUACAACAGAUGGACAGCUCUCGCGCUCUCCUCCUACUUCUCCCACGAGCUCCUGGAUGCGCGGCGGCUGCACGCGCCCCUGCUGAUUGUUUCCAACGGCAGCAGCACGAGCGAAGAGUUUAACGGUUUUGACGGGGAAAAGGAGAAGAAGAAGAGCACCGACAGGAGGAGGAAGAGGAGGAGAAACACCGAGGAGAAUCGUGUGAGACAGCUCCCUCUCUCUGGUGACUCAACACGAUCACACAGUCUUCUCUACGCUCCUCUCAUGCUCACUGAGGAUGGAUGAUACACAAGACUUGGUUCAGAUUGGAGAGAACAGAUUCAUUAGCAAGACAACCGUCCUCUCACAUCUUAAAACAUACAACUUGUAUUAUGAAGGACAGAAUCUACAGCUGCGGCACAGAGAGGAAGAGGGGGAGCUGAUUGUCGAGGGUCUGCUGAACAUCUUUUGGGGCCUGCGACGUCCAAUCAGGCUUCAGAUGCAGGAUGACCACGAGCGAAUCCGACCACCUCCCUCCUCCACGUCCUGGCACUCCGGGUGUAAUCUGGACAGUCAAGGUUCCCCCAACAACACAGAUGGUCAACAGAUGACACAGCAGAGCCCACCCACAGUGGAAGUGACGCCACCUGAGAGCCAACUAGAGGACAACGGUGUGACGGAGGAACAGAUAGAAGAGGACAGUGAGAGCUCCACUCAGUUGCUCAGAACGAAGAGUGAUGCAGGGGUCUUAAGACGGGGCCAGCGAAGGUCCCCUAGUGACCAGAGGAAAAUCCGCCGCCAUCGAUUCUCCAUCAAUGGGCACUUCUACAAUCAUAAGACAGCAGUGUUCACUCCUGCUUAUGGUUCAGUCACUAAUGUUCGCAUCAACAGCUGCAUGACCACACCUCAGGUGCUACGAGUUCUCCUCAACAAGUUCAAAAUUGAAAACAGUCCAGAUGAUUUUGCCCUCUACCUCGUCCAUGCAAGUGGAGAGCGUGUGAAACUGAAGCGGACCGACUAUCCUCUGGUGCUGAGAGUAAUGCAGGGUCCAUGUGAGCAGGUCUGCAAAGUUUUCCUCAUGGAAGAAGACCUGGGAGAAGAAGUCACAUAUGAUGUGGCGCAGUAUAUCAAGUUUGAGAUGCCUGUUCUGCAGAGUUUUAUCACCAAGCUGAAAGAAGAGGAGGACAGAGAGGUGCAGAAACUCAGAAGAAGAUAUAAUUACCUGCGGUGUAUAAUUGAGAAGCAGCUCAGUUGUCUUCCAGAGGGGGCGACGUGUAUGUGAUCGGCUCACGGUGAGGAUUCCCUCCACCACACCAAACUGUCAAAAACUUUCCCAGAGUACCAUAUCCUCACAACCGUGACCAAGAACCAGCUGACAAGAACACAGCAUAUGUGUUUUCAGUGACUAUUCUGCUCCUUUGAAUUCCUUCCUCUGCAUGGGGUAUUUUUCCAGCUGAUCAACCUACAGAACAAAACAUGCUAUAUUGUGUUCAUGUUGAAUGUGACCAUCUCAGCAAUAGUCUUGACUCACAUGUCAUAAAGAGUCUUGAUUUGACCCGAUCACUUCAUCUUUCUAUUCGUCGUUACACACAGUGCACGCAGAAAGACAUUCCUCUAAUCCUGAGUGGUAUAAACCUUUUUGCAGAACAGAACUUUGUUGAAUGAGUCAAAAAUGAAAUGCCUUUUCUUCUGUCUUCCCUCCAAACAAUAUUUAAAAUCAAUUUAAAGCACAAACAUCAUGGUCUAAGGUCUCAGUAAAGUGCCUGUUUGAAGGGUUCUCAAAGCACAAAACAAACUUUGAUCUGUACUAUUUUAAAUUGUCGUGUGGGAAAUUUGGGGGGGGUUUACUAGGAAAGCAAAUGAGUGUAGCCUCAAAAGCAUUUAUUAUUCAGUCCCAAAAUGCACUUGAUGGUUCUAUUUUCCUCCUGUUUGAGCAUUUGUUUAAUAUUUGAACUGAUAAAUUGACUGUUUUCAUUUUAUUGCACUUGAGGAGUUAAAUGCAGGGAUUAUUGAAGGCCAUGUGAACAGAUCAUCUUCUUAUGUUACCGUCAGUCUGUUGGAAGUCUGCUCGUGUCUGUGGCGUUUGUGCAGGCAAACAGACAAAAUGUCUUUGUCAUGUAGUUAAAAAAAAAAAGAUAAACGCUUGCUCACUUAUCUCUGUAAAGGUUAAGAUGUUUAUUUUAUAUUUGUGUAACUACAGCCAGCAGCUAGUAAGACUAGAGACAAACAGCGAGCCUGGAUAUGUUCAGAGGUGAUGCAUAACACCUGCCAGCAUCUCUGGAGCUCAUUAACAGACACGUUGUAGUUUGGUGUUGUUUAUGUGUCAGACUAUUACUUUCCAGAGGCUUAGUUUGACAGAUAACAAAACAGCAUUAAGUUGUAUUUACUCUUCAGUUUUUGUAAGAGUAAAACAAACAAGAAAUAAUGUUAACUAGUGAGCUGGUGCUGGUUGGCAGAUUUUACUGCCUUUGCUUUCUAACCCGCUGCUCGCUGUAGUUUCAUAUUUACCACACAGACAUGACAUUGCUAUUAAUCCUCUCAACAAACUCACAGCAUGAAAUCAAGUAUUUCUCCAAGAAUAUCAGACUGUUCAUUCAAUGAAAGUUGUAUAUUUUAAUUAAACUGUAAAAAAAUGUAAAGGCCCAAGUACAAUAGUUGAAAGUUAGCAAUAGCUAGAAACUCUCUGUGCAGCACAUCAGUCCCAUGAUCUGCGUUGUCACUAUCAAAUAAUAUUAGACAAAAAUCAGAAAGAAAUCUACCCUGAAAUAGUUUUAAGCCUUUAAGCCUCUUUUAGUCCUUCUACAUGCAUUAUUGUCUUAACCUAAAAUGAAAGACUAUUCAGGGAUGAUUCUUUUUUCAUUUAUAUCCAGCAAAAAAUGACACAAAGCACAAUACAAAAGUGAAAUCCCACAAGACUGUGAAAUAUGCUGAUGAUCUUUUAUGAAGGAUGUUUUCAGUGUGUAACUGAGCAUUUCAAAGCAGUACAAUUUGCCUCCACAUGUACAGCACUUUGCAUUCGUCUGCUUUUGUCCGUCGGUUCAAUAUUUCUAACGUUGCUGAAAAUCUCGCCGUAAAACACACAUCCUCAAGAGUGUGUCUGUGACACUGAGAGCAUGCAUGUUAUAUUUUUAGUGACUCUUUAAGACUUGCCUGCUUUUGUAUUGCGUCUUUUACAAAAUAAUGAAGAAAUUUUAGUCUUUAAAGUGUUAAAAACUCAUGCCACUACUUGGAAAAUGUAGAUUUUUUCGAACAAUGAUUAUUAUUUAAUAAAAAAGUUGUUUUGGGAAAAUAUGAA
Messenger RNA from Acanthochromis polyacanthus (spiny chromis), 3281 nucleotides. RefSeq names its product Ras association domain family member 2b (gene rassf2b). Lineage: Eukaryota; Metazoa; Chordata; Actinopteri; Pomacentridae. The record is from RefSeq and is a predicted model, not a curated record. The transcript is spliced from 11 exons. Bases 285 to 1268 code for a protein of 327 amino acids. Gene Ontology annotation, biological process: regulation of non-canonical NF-kappaB signal transduction; positive regulation of protein kinase activity; positive regulation of JNK cascade. Gene Ontology annotation, cellular component: cytoplasm; nucleus.